UAUUUACAACAUUUGUCUGAAGCCUUCGCGACGCUGCUGUCCAUCACAGACAGACAGACAGGGAGUCAACCCGUGGGUGAGACAGCUUUUUUAUUUUCCCUCUGCUACACCAUGGCUGUUGCUUCCAGUUCGGACUUCUUUUGUGCAUUUUGGAGAUAUAUUUCCCACAAUGUUGGCGAGUGAAAUCCGUCUACCUUGUGUACUGCAGUGGUGCGCAGCUUCGCCUGGAGAAACACCUGUACGCCUCUUCUCUCCACUGGCCCCACAGCCAUGAAUGUUGAAUAGGCAACAGAUUACCCCUAAGGCGCGGCGUCUGUCUGCAUUUAUCUAAGAGAACGAAGCAGAGAGGGAGCAGCACAAAUACCGCACAGCCAGACAUCAUGCAAGGCGAAACCUUCCCUCGCUGCAGAGUGCUGAAAUGUUAGGACUGAAGAGCAAGAGUGUCAGAUCGAAUCAGCAGACUGUUUACCGUAGGGGGAGCAAUAAGAGCUGCUUGACACUAUACUCACUAACGCCCUGUGUGUGGUUUAAUGCCCCUUUCAAUCACAAUCAAGAAAAGACGCGUUAACUGAUCUUUCAUCAGCAGUUUUUUCAGCCAACGUCAGAUUCAGCAAUCUGAGCCGAGAUGGAGUGGUCACUGGAGAACGUGAGGGAGAUGGUGGCUGGAGGCAUGCAGUCCAUAAGGGAGUGUGAGAUCUGUGCUUUUGCCAUAGCCAUGUGUGUUCUGCUGCUGUUUAUGUGGUACUGUUACAGGGUAGGCCGGGAGCACGGCUCCAGCCCUCUGCGUGGGAGGUAUCUGUCUGGGCCCAGUCGGAUCGGAGGAGUGGUGGGGGGCUUCAUGAGUUCAGACUGUCGCAACAGGGGCAAAGGGAAGCAGGGGUCAAUGUUAGAGGAACAGAACGGCUUCGCUUUCUGCCAGUCAUCAGAGUGCUUUCGAUGCACCAGCGCUGGAGAGAGUCUGAACCAGAAGCUCUAUCAUAGCCUGCAGGACUACGCCAAACGCUAUACCUGGUCAGGAAUGGGCAGGGUGCACAAAGGAGUCCGUGAUCAAGGCCGAUACCUAAACAGCAGACCCACCAUCCAGCGGCCAGAGGUCUUCUUCCUCCCAGACCUGCCCUCAGCCCCGUUCUUCUCCAGAGAAGUGCAGAGACAUGACGUGGAGCUGCUGGAGCAGAGCUUCCCCGCCCUCAUGGCCGAGUUUGAGAGCAUCUACCACCAACCCCCGGCCCGCAGCGGCUCCUCCCUGCCACCAGGGUGGAAAUCCAACAACACCCCGCGUGGGCAGUGGUGGACCUACUACCUGGUCAACCAAGGCACCCCCCUGGUUCUCAACGUGAGGAGGUGUCCGCGGGCCUGGAGGGUGCUGGGCCAGCUGCGCACCUUCAUCGCCAACAACGUGUUUGGAAACGCCUGCUUCUCCGUGCUGACUCCUGGAGCGCUGAUCACUGAGCAUUACGGUCCAACAAACGUCCGGCUGCGCUGCCACCUGGGUCUCAGAGUGCCCCCCUCUUGCGAGCUGGUGGUUGGUGGAGAGCCACAGUGCUGGUCUGAGGGCAGCUGUCUGCUUUUCGAUGACUCCUUCCUCCACAGGGCCUUCCACGAGGGAGGUGCAGAGGAUGGCCCCCGGGUCGUCUUCAUGGUGGACCUCUGGCACCCUAAUGUGGCCGCUGCUGAGAGACAAGCCUUGGACUACAUUUUUACUCCAGGUCGCUUAGAGGACAAAGAAGGGAAAUAGGUGUGAGUGAGAAACCAUGUCUGACCGAGAGACAGAUGGUGUUUUAGGGAGGUGUCUGUAGGAUUGGGGAGCCACUCUUUUUCUGCCUCCAGACCAGCUCUCACAUCCACUGUGUACAUAUUCUCUGUCUCCUAUCUCAUAACUCUUUUAGCAGAUGACCAAACAUUGGGCCUCCUUUAUCAUUCAUGUUUUUGCCUGUAUAAUAAAAGGCAACCACAGAUUUUUUCAAAAUUUAGCAGGAGCACGAUUGUUCAUGCAGCCAUCUAAAUAACGUGGCAGGGACAUUUUGCAUCGUUGAAUGUUAAUGCAUUUGUAUAUAGAUGAAUGCUGUGAAAGAACGGUCAAUAAAAGCUUUUCUGUUCCAUAUUUUACCCAUAUAAGAUUAUUUGGACAUCUCAUAUUAGUUUAAAUUCUGCUUGAAACAGUUCAACAGUAGAGAGCAAAGUACAUUACAGAUUUGAUUAAUGGCUCAAAGCAAGCCAAACAAUAUCUGUCACCAUCUUGCUUUUCUGCUUUACAGUAUGUAUGGAGCCAUGAGGCAAAAUAUUAAUUUAGCUCUACAUGAACUGAAGUCAUUGGGGUAGCAUUUCUGGGUCCAGAGAUAUCCCAGCUUGUGUCUCCAAUAUUGGUGGUAUUACUUUGCACUUAACAUCUAACACUGAUUGCUUUACACUUACUGUUACACCUAUAUCUUUGCAAGGGCUAAAAAUCUGAUCGUUAGACUUUUUAUAACUCAACACAUCCGGUCACACUUCAGAUGCAUUAUUUUAUUCAAACAAAAACGAUUGUCAGUGAUGUUACACAUUUUUCAUUACUGGUACACACUUCUUUUUUUUACUGUUUUCAUGACGAGAGGGUAAUUCUCUUGGUAGUAAAAUAGUGACAUCUUCAGUGAUUGUAGUGCCUAUGUUCAUUGCUGGAUGACUUAAAGCCUCCUGUUCAAACUAUUGUCAUAAACACGUUAAGCCAUAUCACAGAAAUGUGUAGCUUUCCUAAAACUGAUUAAUGGUAAAAUAAACAAAUGCAGUGUCCUUCUGCAAGUGUCCGUUUAGUCACUUUCAUGAUGCAUAAUUGGGGCUUCUUAACUGUCAACUGUUAAUACCUAAACUAAAGAAAUGCUGGACGUGCUUUAUCAUUAGGGUUAAUUUAAUUUGUCCUAUUCAUAUGUGCUUUGAUAGAUAUUUGAUAACUGAGGUCCAAUGUUGAUGAUGUCAUGAAUGUUUACAGACGCAGCUAAUGUCUUGGUCCGGACUCCUGCCGAUGUGGUAGUUUAUGGUUUAUUGUGCUCCCCUUGGAAAAAAUCAAUCCUGCUUUCAAAAGACUCGGUUAGAAAAGCACAUUUUUAGGUCAAAUUGUGUGAGUCGGCCUGUGCUUGAUAAGAAGCGUUUUUGGUAAAUUUACUAAACUCUUGUAAUUUGGUUGUAUUUGAUAUCAGGUUUGUAUUUCUGUAAAUAGGGUUGAGGUAAAAAAAAAAAAAGCGGUUUGAGAUGAUUGUCUUCAAUGCUAUAACUAUUGUGUUGUCUUGAUUUACAGCUACAGUGAAUGCAUUUCAUUCUCUGUUCUCAUAGAGCCAGCCAUUAAGUAAUUUUGAAUACAUUUGUAUAUUCUGUAAAAUGUUUAUGAAGUACUAUCUCUGUUGUUCUGUGAAGUAUUUUUUUUUAUUUAUUAACUUCUCUACAUUUGCAGGAGUUUAGCGCCAUAAUUAAAGCCACAAUCCUUAAUUCUUCAACAGCACUUCAUGAAUAUAUGUGCACUAAAGUUAGAGAAAAUUAAUCUUCAGCUUUACAGGUCCAUCGCAAUUCAAGAUACCCAUCUAUUAAAAUGUAAUGUUUACAAAGUGAUUUACAAGCUGUUUACACGACGCCGACACUCACAUUGAGCUGUCCAUAAUUAGGUUUAAAAUCAACAGUGCUGUCAAUCCUCUUAAGAGUAUGAAAACUGUCAUUCCCAAAGCAUUUGCUUUACAUAUACAGUGUAUGAUGGGGCAGCCAUUUUGUUUACAUUAGAAUUAAGAAGUUGUCCUCUAACACAUUCUUGUGUAGUUUUUGAACAGUAUUUCUGUACAUUUAAUAAAUGGUUGAGUCUCUUAUUUAA
Messenger RNA from Eleginops maclovinus (Patagonian blennie), 3829 nucleotides. RefSeq names its product aspartate beta-hydroxylase domain containing 2 (gene asphd2). NCBI's taxonomy places the organism in Eukaryota, Metazoa, Chordata, Actinopteri, Perciformes, Eleginopidae. Gene Ontology annotation, cellular component: membrane. The record is from RefSeq and is a predicted model, not a curated record. The transcript has 4 exons. Bases 626 to 1735 code for a protein of 369 amino acids.